Messenger RNA from Strongylocentrotus purpuratus (purple sea urchin), 1183 nucleotides. RefSeq lists its product as uncharacterized. Bases 209 to 1132 code for a protein of 307 amino acids. NCBI's taxonomy places the organism in Eukaryota, Metazoa, Echinodermata, Echinoidea, Camarodonta, Strongylocentrotidae. The record is from RefSeq and is a predicted model, not a curated record. The transcript has 2 exons.
GCUACUAAACAUUAAAAUUGUUGGUUACAGAUAAUUUCCGAAUCCAAUUCGUUGUGUAUUUCGAGGAGCGAGAAGUGCAGUUUCAUUCAUAAUUUGGUGGAAUCUAUCAGAAGGGUAUUUCGCUUUUCGGAAUCUCGCUCUCUCGAGACGGAGAAUCCAAUCUUCAUUAAAGACUGAUUCUGGAUAAUAGCUGCAGGAAGGGUCUAAAAUGGCGGCAAUAACCAAUAUUCAGUACCCGUCGGCCCAAUUCAGUACGCAAAUCUUGGGAAGUUACAGCAACUUCUUGUUUGGCGGUGCAGGAGGCGAUCGAGAACAGGCUCAAAAAAAGACCCUCCGCCUGACUCUACCGACCAUCGAAUAUGGUGAUACCUACAAUAGAUACAGCCUCAAUGCAUCAGAAUUUCACGGAACCCCUCGCAAGAUGUACAACCAACAUGUCAACUCCUUAUGCAGCGAGAACAUCCAAGCACCCCUCGGCAACCAAGAUCCGCCGAAAACAGCCGAAACGCUCGGAAAGACUUCGGAAAACGUACCGACGUCGCUGCCACCAUGUAACUUGGCAACGUCACCAACAAAAGGUUCUACGGCACACAUGAUAUACAAGCAAUACAGGCAGUUGUUCACCAGCAGGGGUGGUGCUGAAAAUAGCGAAGACAGAUACGUCCAUUCUACGAAGAAUAGCCGAAAGUUGCCGGACUUUCCCGGAGUCAGGGCGAGUCCAGCGCCGAUGUGCGAUCGGCGAGAGGAGCAAGUCAAACGCAAAUCGGCCAAAAUGACUCGGUGCGACGUCCGAUGGUAUCCGAACACAGCCGAAACCAUCACGCAGAACUGGGACCGCACGUUUACGUAUUCGGAUACCGACGUUACAUUUCGGGAACGGGUAACCGGAUCUCCAUCGAAAGUUCUAUCCACUGUAAUUCAACUGCCGACUAUUUUUAGUGACAAGACAACAUCGAGGGACAAAUACAUCGUGAAAUGGUUGCAUUCGGUUCCGGAUAAUAAUCCGUACUCGCAUAGCCGAUGUAACAGUAGAAUGGAUAGGAAACUUGCUACUCCAAUGUCACUCAAAUCAGUCGAUUCUUAUUUCAUUGACACGAGUAUGCAUGCAAAGCCCUCAGCUUAUUCCCCCUAGCUGAGAUCGGACGAUAUAAAUGCAUGCGAAGUACAAUUUAUAGUUGGAGUU